UCGGGCCCCCGGACAAUAGGGGAUCAUGGGGCCCCUGUGUUCUUGCCCAAACUCAAAAAAGCCUAUGACAAAGGUACCAGGGGACAUCUCAUGGGGCCCCCUACUGACCCCGGGCCCCCCGGGCAGUGCCUGAGUUUCCAAAUGGUCAGUCCGCCCCUUCCGCCCCUGAAAGUAGUCCAUGUGCAAAUUUUGCUGCGAAUUGCAUAGACCUCUGUAUCAGAUGUCUAGCGAAUCGCAACUGAAAUCGGCAUGUCACCCGAUUUUGAAAUCGUGCGACUUCACUGUAAGUCGCACGAUUUCAAAAUCGGCCUUUG
Molecule: messenger RNA, 314 nt
Organism: Staurois parvus
Lineage: Eukaryota; Metazoa; Chordata; Amphibia; Anura; Ranidae
Source: the annotation of a GenBank genome assembly